AUGAACAUUGAUAUUAACGAUAUUUUAGCUGAACUUGAUAGAGAUACGACAGUAGUUGAUGAGUUGGGUAUCAGUUUGAGCAGUGAUGGUGGAAAUACGACUAAGUUCAACUCUUCAGAAAAUUAUCAGGAGAAGGAUGGGAUGCAGAGGGAUGUUGGUAACAAAGAAGCACGAGCCCUUGUGAAUAGACAGCCACAGCGCCAACAUUUCUCUGCUACAAGAGAUUUUGAAGAAUUGAUGAGAGUAUGGAGGAAUGAAAGGUGUGCCCCAGAACUUCUGCCGUACCCGCAACUUCUUAUUGGGAGAAUGAUGAAACGUAUUCAAAGCCAGAUGGAGACCAUCGAAAAUAUCUCAAUGGGGUUUCUAGAAGACACACUCAACGCUUCAACCUAUAGUUCGAAUAAUGGAAGACCAAGUGCAGAAAAUGAAGAUGAUAUUUAUGGGAAUAGUAACAUUGAUAAUAACAACAAUAACAACAAUAAACUACCGUUAUUGUGCAUGGAAGCGGAGAUAGAGAGAGUUAAGUUUGUUAUAAGAAGCUUGCUGCGAUGCAGAUUACAUAAAAUCGAUAGGUUUUCACUUUAUCUAAGACAAGUAAUGGAUGCAUCAGAAGUAGAGUAUGAUAUUUUAUUAUCGGAUGACGAAAAGCUAUAUCACGAACGUCAUUUUAACAUUACAUUGAAGUUAUUCAACAAUUCAAUAUUGAAAAACCUUCCAGUUGAGUUGCAAACAAUAGAUGACACAGAAGGUAGUGUUUCGAUGAUAGACUUUCCUGACUGGAAGAAAUUUGUCUUUGUAUAUGUGAAAGAAGUUGACAUUGAUCAACUUGGUUUGGAAGGCACUUCCGAGUUAGGUUUGACCAAAAACGAGUUUGGUAAACACUGCUACACCGUGACAAUUGAUGAUCUAGAUGAAGAAGUCGAGAUGUCCCUAGGAGGUAUAUAUGUCAUGCGUUACGAUUCAGUACGCCAAUUACUAGUAGACAGUAAAGUUCAAUUGAUUUAG
Messenger RNA from Tetrapisispora phaffii CBS 4417, 1005 nucleotides. It is a transcript of the gene SLD5, whose product is annotated as DNA replication protein SLD5. Gene Ontology annotation, biological process: double-strand break repair via break-induced replication; DNA-templated DNA replication. Gene Ontology annotation, cellular component: GINS complex. The record is from RefSeq and is a predicted model, not a curated record. The transcript has a single exon. NCBI's taxonomy places the organism in Eukaryota, Fungi, Ascomycota, Saccharomycetes, Saccharomycetales, Saccharomycetaceae. The coding region runs from base 1 to 1005 and encodes 334 amino acids.